Molecule: messenger RNA, 1806 nt
Organism: Pocillopora meandrina
Lineage: Eukaryota; Metazoa; Cnidaria; Anthozoa; Scleractinia; Pocilloporidae
Source: the annotation of a GenBank genome assembly
AUGGAAAUUGUUACCAGCUCUAACAAAACGUAUUCAUCACAUGUAGCUAUCUUUUGGGAAAUAACAGUUUCCAUAGUUUACUUUAACUCAACGUCAAACCCGUUGAAGUAAGACAAACACUGAAGCAGACGAUCAGACAAGCUCUCUGCCGCCCAUGGACUUAAAUCCCGCUUGAGUUUCAAUGACCGUUGCUUUAAAAAGUUACGGUUAUCAUUAGAUAUUCGAUUUCAUUAGCGUGCAAACUGUUGUUGAUAUGAUCUAUUUCCAUAUGAAAGACAACGAACGAUAACCUUAAAGAUCCCAAGCUGAAGUGAAGACACUUAUCUUCGAUACAACAAAAGAUGAAUAUGGAGAAAAGCCUCUUGCACGUAUGGUCCAGAAACAAUUGCUUGAGUGAUAUCAAUCCUCACCGAACGUUAACCAAGUAAAGAGGAUUUUUCUUUGCCAUACUAUUCAAAAAUGAUGAUAACAGAAUUGUUCAAGUGAAGGCACUUAUCUUCGAUACAACAAAAGAUGAAUAAGAAGAAAAGCCUCUUGCAUACAUGGUCUAGAAACAUUGCUUAAGUGAUACCAAUCCUCAAUGAACGUUAACCGAGUAAAGAGGGUUUUCUUUAUCAUACUAUUCAAAGAUGAUGGUAACGGAUGUCUUCAAUCUUGCCUCUCAAUUCUUAUUGAUACCUGAGGCAUAUGGAAAAUUCGUGGUACAAAUUUACCUUUUUUGACACCCCAUACGGUGUAUUUUUGCAUUUCAAAUCAGAACGAAGAAAGUGAUUGAGGCUGGACAGGUGCUUUUAAGACGAAAAAUCUCUCGAUCAUUACAACUACAAGUAACCGUAAAGGAAAACGUACAUCGUUUGCAGAAUGAUGGCGGCAGCAAAUUCAACGGGAGAUGGAACGCAGAUGAAAACAUUUGAAGAACUUGUAUGUUCCUCUUCUUCGGAGGGCGAAUUGCGACAAUACUCCUUGCGUCUGUCAGCAGUCAUCAUUUUCUUUUCCCUAACAGCAUUUCUUGGGAAAGCCCUGAUCGUCGUUGCACUUCACAAGGUGGCUUCCCUCCACCCGCCGUCCAAACUCCUGUACCGUUGUCUGGCAACGAGUGAUCUGUUGGUUGGUCUUAUAGGCCAGCCUCUCACUGCUACUCUUUGGAUGUCGGUUGUUUUCGAACAGUGGAGACUUUGUCGACUCGCAUGGGUAGCAGCCUCCAUUUCAGGGUAUGGAUUAUCUUUUGUAUCUUUGUUGACACUGGCAGCCAUGAGCGUGGACAGACUUCUCGCCCUGUUGUUGGGGCUGAGAUAUAGACAAAUUGUAACUUUGAAGCGCACAUAUAUCAUUGUCGUUGCUCUUUGGAUUAUAACUGUUGUCGCUACUCUAUGCGAGGCGUUAGGCUCUCAUAUAGCUCCCUGGUUCGGUCGAAUUGUCAUCCCAUGUUGCCUAUUAAUCUCAAUUGCUUCAUAUGCAAAGAUUUUCCGCGUUCUUAGUCAUCGUCAAGCUCAAGUACAACAUCAUGUUCAACAACAGCCGAGCCAACCAAAUGCACUGAACAUGGUGCGAUACAAAAAGGCAGUGUACAGUGCACUGUGGGUGCAGUUAGUGUUACUUGCUUGUUAUGUACCAGUGAGUUUAGUGGGAAUUGUGAUGGCUCAUAGAAAGGGAAAUUCAUCGCAUUUAGUGGUCGCUCUUGGAAUAGCGAAUACUCUGGUUUAUUUUAAUUCGACUUUAAAUCCGUUUCUUUACUGCUGGAAGAUUAGUGAAGUAAGAAGAGCAGUUAAGCAGACCAUCAGACAAGCGCUUUGCUGUCCAGGGGUU